CAUGCUUUAGCUCCACUUACUACUUUCACCGACCACUUUUCUCUCCCUUCUUUCUCGGAACAAGUUGGUCCACGCCCUCAAAACCAAACCACAUCGCGAUCGACCAUGAAAGUCACUAUUAAAGAGUGGAACGGGGUUGCCACUUGGCGUUGGGAUAUGCCCGCGGAUGAUGUUUGUGGUAUUUGUCGCGUCCAGUUCGAUGGGACUUGCCCGACUUGCAAAUUUCCCGGUGAUGAUUGUUCACUACUGCUGGGCAAGUGUGGACAUUCCUUUCAUAUGCAUUGUCUCAUGACUUGGAUCCAACAAGAAUCUUCGAAGGGUCUUUGUCCGAUGUGUCGUCAAAAGUUCGAAUGGAAACAAGAAGAUGAUGAAUAAGCCCAAAUACCAUGCGUCCCGGCAGCCGCGAUGGGAGAGGCGUUCAAGCUCGACAGAUACGAUACCCUUCUUUUAGCAUUAAGUCGCAAUUGUUUCUUUUUUUUUUUUUUUCUGUACAAUACAGACCGUUAUCAACAUCGCUAGCUUCGGUACAGUCA
This is a messenger RNA of Aspergillus pseudonomiae, 533 nucleotides long. RefSeq names its product anaphase promoting complex subunit 11. Gene Ontology annotation, cellular component: anaphase-promoting complex; nucleus. The transcript has 4 exons. The coding region runs from base 106 to 375 and encodes 89 amino acids. Gene Ontology annotation, molecular function: zinc ion binding; ubiquitin protein ligase activity; cullin family protein binding. Gene Ontology annotation, biological process: protein ubiquitination; positive regulation of mitotic metaphase/anaphase transition; anaphase-promoting complex-dependent catabolic process. The record is from RefSeq and is a predicted model, not a curated record. Lineage: Eukaryota; Fungi; Ascomycota; Eurotiomycetes; Eurotiales; Aspergillaceae.